CUUUCUCUCUCUCUCUCUCUCUCUCUACACAUCCUUCUUCUUGUUCUCUCUCUACACAGCCUUGUUCACCCUCCUGGAGCUCCACCGUAUCUUUAUCUCUCUCUCUCUCUCUCUGUCUUUCUCUUGGCGGCGGCCGAACCCGAGUGUCUGGUUUUCACCGCGAAACGAUCUCGAGCUCUUAUAGAUUUCCGCCAAGAGGAGCGUUGCCCAAAAUGCAGGGAGUGAUCAGAGCGGUUCAAUCCCAUGGGUCUGUUCUCAGGCUUGCGGUUCUCAGUCACGUGCGUCUUCUCCAGCCAGCCGUCCGUCCUCCGGCUCUCCUCUCGCAGUCGAGUUCCCUCACUUCAGGUCGGUUGGAGGAAAAGGAAUUCGAGAGCACCACCAUCGCAGAUAUCCUCAAAGCCAAGGGCAAGGGCGCCGACGGUUCUUGGCUCUGGUGCACCACCCAAGAUACCGUCUAUGAGGCCGUCAAAUCGAUGACACAAAACAAUGUGGGUGCUCUGUUGGUGGUGAAACCAGGGGAGCAGAAGACUCUUGCAGGGAUUAUCACCGAGAGAGAUUAUCUCCGGAAGAUCAUUGUGCAAGGAAGAUCAUCCAAGACUACAAAUGUUGGAGACAUCAUGACUGAGGAGAACAAACUUAUAACUGUUACCUCUGAUACCAAGGUUCUCCGAGCUAUGCAGCUGAUGACAGAUAACCGGAUCAGGCACAUCCCUGUCAUAGAUGGCAAGGACAUGGUUGGCAUGGUCUCCAUUGGUGAUGUUGUUCGAGCAGUCGUGAGUGAGCACCGCGAGGAGCUGGAUCGCUUGAAUGCCUUCAUUCAAGGUGGUUACUAGAUAACAAACCAGACAUGGUUUUAGUGCUUGCUUAUCAGUUCGGAAAGAACUUGAAGCUUGACUCUUGGUUUGUCCCUAAGAUGUAGGUAAUAACUUGAAACUUUUGUCUGUACAUAUUGGAACAUGAAGUGACCUUUACAUUUGAUAACUCCCCUUCAGCUGCGCAGCAGCUGUGUGAAUAAGAAACUCUUUCCUUUGUGGCUAUGAAUAUCAGAUGAGCUUUCAUGCUA
Messenger RNA from Nymphaea colorata (pocket water lily), 1063 nucleotides. Its product is annotated as CBS domain-containing protein CBSX3, mitochondrial-like. The coding region runs from base 213 to 833 and encodes 206 amino acids. The transcript is spliced from 6 exons. The record is from RefSeq and is a predicted model, not a curated record. NCBI's taxonomy places the organism in Eukaryota, Viridiplantae, Streptophyta, Magnoliopsida, Nymphaeales, Nymphaeaceae.